CAAAAACCGCGAGCUUUCACCAUUAGAGGCGCGGCUCGGAUCAAUCAGGCGGCGGUUGAAAGACCCUCUUGGGAGAAGGAGGACUAGUCUAGAGGGAAGGGCGUUUCCGACUCAAUUACGAGGACACACAGCUACCAUGCCCCGACAGAGGCGUCGACAAAAUGAAAACAGGAGAGAUGAGGGAACAAGUGAAACCGAAGAAAACUACUUGGAUGUUUCAAACAAUAGCAGCAGCAAUGGAGUCGGUGCUGGGGAAGUCGGCGAACGCGGGGAUGGCAAUGGCAAUGACCGCGCAAGUAAUAAGAUCAACGGCGGAAGAUCUCGUCAAAGCAGAGACACCUCGCAACGCGAAUACCAACUUGAUCUUGGCCCGUGGACCCAGGCGGUCCACGAGACUGUUGAAAGUAUGGGAGCUGCCCACCAAGCAAUCAAGGACCUACAGGACAAGUUCAUAUUCCAUAUAGGUGAUCUUCAUAUGGUGGCUGAAACGAGCAAGAGGCUCAACCAGCUGGAGGACGAGUGCAGAGAGAAAGAUGACGAGCUAACGAGGCAAGAGAAUACGAUUACUACGUUGACACGCUUUGACCAGAGAACGAAGGACGACCUUGAGCGCAAACGGGUAAAGAUUGAGGAAGAAAAAAAUGAGCUGGAUCAAGAGAAAGGAAAAUUGGAAAAAAGAGUCUCUAUGGCAACGGCAGAAGAAAGGCACAAAUUGACCCGUGAGGCUGAGACGCUUAGAGCACAACACACCGAGGAGUAUGAACAGCGCGUGAAGGAGCUAGAAGCUGAGUUCGCUCGAAAAAAAGCUGAGAAUGACAGGAGAGUUACUGCGCUAGAGGCUGAGAAAGGACAACUUUCUACGACAGUGGAAAAGCAGAAGAAGACAGCCGAGAACCAAGGGAAGAAGCUAAAGAAAAUCACUGAGCAAUGCGAUGUGUUGGAGAGAGCAAAAGAUUCGGUUAAGAGAGACAAGCAGGCCCUGGAAGAGGAGCUUGAAAUGAUGAAAAAGGAGUUCGCAUUAACCCCUAAAUCAGACGAUUACUUCAAGCAGAGAUUCGCGGAAAUAUAUAGCCGGAUCGAAGGAAUUUCUUUGAGAUACUUCAAUGACAUAGACGGAAAAGACCUGGAAAAGGUACAUGAAAAACUGGUUAAAGCAGAUCCCUGCUUUGGCUCCGUCCCGAUUGAUGACUCCGACGAUUCAAGUGACCUCCGAACUGCCCAUGCUCAGCGUAUUAUCUCUGAUGCCCUGUGUCAACAUAUCUGGAAACCCCUCAGCUCCGAGUUCACACAAUCGCACCCGAAAUUGGACGUUCUCCUCAGCAAGAUAUCGGAUGGGUUGGACAAAUCUAGCCACAGCGGACGCGUAGUAAAUGUCUGGACCGCUCUCACGAUGCGAGCUCUUCAAUCUUUACCGGCCGAGGCUUCGGAACUCAGGGAAUCUCCCUCCACUACUCGUUCCAGAGCCGAGGGUGUCGUCUCCAAGGUUCUUUCCGUCCUCUCCCCGCUCGUCAGUUCGUCCCAAAAUGAGGAACUUCGAAUGAGCCUCCUUGGGCUUGCGAAUUCGGCCAUCGACAUUUGGAACGAUUCUCAGACUGGAGAGUUACAAAUCAUUGUCAGUCCUUUGUUAGAACGCGCACGUCGCGAAGAGUGGCGGUCCCAGAAGUUUGACCCAGCAUCGCCAUUAGGCGACUACGAUGAAACGAUGUCUAGAACCCAUCCUCGAAUCUUCACUCUCUUUCCACGGGUCGUAGCUCGCGGAGUAGCAGGCCUGCCUGGCAGAGGGUUGCGAGAGUCUGAUCAGGUGCCUCGUACGAUAGAGACGGAUAUCCAUCCUGGGAGGGGACUACCUGAGUGUUCGCCAUUGGUGGUGCGAGGAAAGGAGGAGCAGGAGGAAAGAACUGACUAUCUCUCAAAAGUGAUUGAGGAUGCGAAGAAGAAAUUGCACAGUACUAGGGGUAUGUCGGGGUUCAGGAGAGACUCAAUGGCAAGUUCAAUAUCGGAACCACUGAGUCCGACGGUCAUGAAGCUCUGAGAGAAAUAGGUUAUUCGGUCAACUCCGAGUGAAAGAGAUAUUGUGGCGUGGCGGUGGUCACGCCGUCGAGGAGAACCCGCUGGAAACCCUAGGAGAGAACAUUGAUUAUUUAGGGGCUUGUUGCAGAAAUGCCAGGAAAUUGAAAUGAUAGAACGGUGUUGGAGUCGACAAUAAAUGAAGGGGCGGCUAGUGGAUAUUCGGAGGAAAUCGUUGUGAAAGUGUAAUUUGGGGUUUGGCCCGUUCCUGUCGGCGGUCGCUGCCUCGAAGCAGUCUACCAGAGUCAAUAUAUUCAGUUUAGUAUCAAAUAGCCUUACAUACUUUCUCAAAU
Molecule: messenger RNA, 2360 nt
Organism: Hyaloscypha bicolor E
Lineage: Eukaryota; Fungi; Ascomycota; Leotiomycetes; Helotiales; Hyaloscyphaceae
Exons: 4
Coding region: 137-2032 (631 amino acids)
Source: RefSeq, a predicted model, not a curated record